Cornus florida is the source of this 2470-nucleotide messenger RNA. Its product is annotated as pentatricopeptide repeat-containing protein At1g77360, mitochondrial-like. Lineage: Eukaryota; Viridiplantae; Streptophyta; Magnoliopsida; Cornales; Cornaceae. Bases 113 to 1654 code for a protein of 513 amino acids. Gene Ontology annotation, molecular function: protein binding. The transcript has 2 exons. The record is from RefSeq and is a predicted model, not a curated record.
AAUUCUGUGCCCUCUCCAUCCAAAUCUAGGGUUUCUGAUCCUUCACUAAAAAUUCUCCGAACAAGCCCUUUCUUUUUUUAGGGUUUUUCUGCGUUUCAUCAAGAAAUAAAUCAUGGGCAAGAAUAAUACGCGUUCUAACUUCUUAGAUUCUCCACCGUCAUCGUUAAGGAACGACCACAUGAAGAAGCCCCGACCUUCAUCAACCUCAAACCCUCCAACAACACAUUCAGCUCAAAAUCAGAAGCAACAACAACAACAAAAGGGUAAGCGUCCAAUCUUCCCUUCAUAUCUAGACACACCUAAUUUGCCACCCAAAGUUAAAUUACUCUGUGAAAUCAUAUCCAACACUCAUUCUUUGGGCAUCGAGGAAGUUCUUGAAAAAACUGGCAUUAGGGUUUAUCAACAAGAUGUUGAAGAGGUCCUGAAACUGUCCUACGGGUUCCCUGGCCCCGCCGUGAAGUUCUUCAAGUGGUCCGGAUUUCAACUCAAUGACCAGCAUAGUCCCUAUGCUUGGAACUUGGUUGUUGAUUUGUUGGGCAAGAAUGGUUUGUUCGACCCUAUGUGGGAUGCCAUUAAGUCGAUGAGGAAGGAAGGUUUGCUUUCUUUGGCUACAUUUGCAUCUGUUUUCGGUAGUUAUGUGAGUGCCGAUCGUGUUCCGGAAGCUAUCAUGACAUUUGAGGUUAUGGGUCAAUAUGGUUGUCCACCAGACAUUGUGGCAUUGAAUUCUCUACUUAGCGCGAUUUGUAGGAAUGGGAAGACAUCAAAAGCAAUGGAAUUUAUGAGUGUUGCCAAGUAUAAGAUUUUUCCGGACGCAGACUCAUAUGCAAUUUUGUUAGAGGGGUGGGAGAAUGAAGGGGAUGUAGAUGGUGCUAGAAAAACCUUUCAAGAAAUGGUGGUUGAGAUCGGGUGGAACCCUUUGAAUGUGCCUGCUUAUGAUUCGUUUAUGAUUACUUUGCUUAAGGAUCCCAAUGGUGGUAUGAGUGAAGCUAUGAAGUUCUUCCAAACAAUGACUGACAGGAGGUGUUAUCCGGGGAUGAAAUUCUUUAAGAUUGCUCUUGAGAACUGUGUGAAGAAAGGUGAUGCAAGGUUUGCUGAGUUGCUUUGGGGUUCAAUGGUUGGGAAGAAUGAUUUUCGACCCAAUACCGAGAUGUAUAAUUCAAUGCUUGUUUUACAUUGUUAUCCUAAGGAGCCUGAUGCUGCUGAAAAGUUGUUGGACGAGAUGGUUAGUUAUGGUGCUUUCCCGGAUUCUCAAACUUAUAAUGUGUUGUUUCAGUUCUUGGUUAAGAAUAGGAGGUUAAGGGAGGCUUCACCAUUAUUUAUGGAGAUGAUUAAAAAUGAGUGUGUCCCAAGCCACUCAAAUUGUGGAUCAGCAGUGAGGAUAUACAUGGAAAAUAAAGACCCGUAUAUCGCGAUAAAAAUUUGGAAAUGCAUGAUUGAGAAUUAUGAUUCGGACUUGGAGGAAACUGGGAAUUUGUUAGUUCUGGGGCUUCGUGAUAUAAAUAGAGUCCCGGAAGCUGUUAAGUAUGCUGAGGAUAUGAUUGAUCGAGGCAUCAAGUUGAAGUCUUCCACUUUGGCAAAGUUGAAACAAAGCUUGUCUGUAGAAAAGAAGCCUUUUGUCUAUGAUGAACUUUUGAGAAAGUGGAAAACUCGAUAGGAUUACAUGAUUUGGUAGGAAGUAGAAAACGUCAGCUUAUGCUAUCAAGGCCGUAUGAUAUUCCUUCCAAGCAAGAGAAUAGUUGGGAUGGAGAUGAAGAAAAGUGAGAGCAUACUGCAACCAAUGCGUCAUGACUUGAAUGAGUGGAAUCAAGAAUAUCGGCACUUGACAAUGUCUCAGGAGCAGACCAAAAGAAGGAUGAAGGGUUAAAAGUUAAGAAAGCUCUUGGUGAAGAUACUUUUUAUUAAAGUUUUGGGAAGAGAUGAGGUUGUAUUUUUUUGGUGUCAAAUUUUGAGUUAGCUGUAUGGCGUACAAUUUGAAUGCAGUUAAUGACAGUUUGAUAAAGAAAAUUAGAAAUGCAGCUUCUGAUUUCUGGAGGUUCUACAUUUUAGCAACAACAACAAUAGCUUCCACAUUAUUCAGAAAUAGAGGUUCAGUUACAAGUAGCCCCAGGAAUCAAAUGGAUGGCAUGAUGUUGCGUGUGUUUCAAGCUCGGACAGAUGAUGCUUUCUUAAGACUAAGGUCGGCUGGCAGGCCAUUCUGCAAAUGAACCUGGUACUCGAGCUUGGAUAUUAUUUAAUGAAUUGAGACCAGUGGAAUCCUUAACCCCAUCUCAUUAUUUAGGCUUUUGUUUUAAUACAUCUUUGAGAAAAAAGGUAAAGCUAGGUAAAAAGGAUUUUGUUUACAUUGUUUCAUCAAAGUUCAUAAGUUGGUUGCCUGUUCCUGUGUAUGACCUACCCCCCAGUUCUCCAAAUAUAGUGGCAUAAUGUGUGGGUGUGGCCCUUUGGGUUGGUUGAAUGUUUGUUUUGCCUCAAA